AUGGCCAGAACAGUCAAGGCAGCAGUCGUUCAGCUGUAUCCAGAGCCUCUGCAACCAGAGCGCAACUUCAACAAAGCCACGGCCUUUAUCCGUUCUGCAGCAACCCAAGGGGCAGAACUCGCUGUCCUACCAGAAUAUCAUCUCACGAGCUGGAGGCCGAAUGAUGCAGCCUUCCUCGAUGCCGUGGAGAAGAGCGCGGGGUAUCUUGAAAGAUACCAAGCUUUAGCCAAAGAGUGCCGGAUCUGCAUUGUCCCCGGCACAAUUGUCGAGCUACACCGAGAGAACGAAAAGGCCGAGGACAAACUCCUCAACGUCUGUUACUUUAUCGAUCACGAGGGCAACAUCGCCGGCAAGUACGUCAAAAAGAAUCUUUGGGGCCCUGAGCGUGAGCACUUGACUGGUUCGGGCCGCGAUAUCCACGACGUCUUCGACACGCCGAUUGGCAAGGUGGGCUUGUUAAUAUGCUGGGAUUUGGCUUUUCCGGAAGCGUUCCGCGAACUCAUUGCGCAGGGUGCAAAGAUCAUCAUUAUACCCACGUUCUGGACACUCAGAGACUGCAAUGAGGCGGGUUUGAAGCAGAACCCCGCGGCUGAGGCGCUGUUCUUGGAUUCAAUGUUGACGGCCAGGGCGUUUGAGAACACGUGUGCUGUUGUUUUUGCAAAUGCGGGGGGGCCGGCUGGGGAGGGCUAUGCGGGCUUGAGUCAGGUCACAGUACCGUUUGUGGGUGCGUUGGCAAAGUUGGGGGGAGCCGCCGAGGGCAUGAGUGUUGUCGACAUUGACAUGCAGGUGCUGGAGGAUGCUGAAGCAAACUAUCAGGUCAGAGCGGAUUUGGCGAGGGAUGAUUGGCACUACGAUUAUCGGCAUGCGAGGGGAGAGGCGGAGAAGAGUAAGAAUUGA
Molecule: messenger RNA, 897 nt
Organism: Pyrenophora tritici-repentis Pt-1C-BFP
Lineage: Eukaryota; Fungi; Ascomycota; Dothideomycetes; Pleosporales; Pleosporaceae
Product: putative carbon-nitrogen family protein
Molecular function (GO): beta-ureidopropionase activity
Source: RefSeq, a predicted model, not a curated record